CUGCUGGAAGCUGAGACGGAAUGAGCGAGGAGAGGAUGGUUGCGGUGUGGGAGAAAUUCCAAACGAGGAGACGAGUAGGACGAGACCAGCUCAUCUGCCUGUUGACUUGCUACACAUGCACCACCUUCACAAGGACCUGAACUCUCUCUGAAGUCCUGCACCAUGACAGUCAUCCGCCAAACAGGUGUCCUCCAGCUGACCCCAGACAGGAGCUCUUGCUAAGGAAGGCCCGAGCCUCUCGCUCUCUGUCAUUCUCUGUGGGCGGACUCUACACACGCACAGCAUCAUGGGAAGUUCCCCCGAGGUAUUGUCCUGGACCUCCUGCCCAAGCUUAUUGGUGGGGAAGCUGAAGGAGGAGCUGAAGUUGACUGUUGUGGGUGACGCCAUGAAAAAGAACAAUUCCAACACCUCUCCCCAGCCGGCUCCUCCCCCAAACCCUUCCCCUCCCCCUCAGCGGGUCGUCCCAGACCCGGCGCCCCCGGCACAGCCCGCCGCGCCCCCCCAGCACCUGCAGCCCCCCCGGCAGGACGAGGAGUCGGCCCUGGGGGGCAGCAGCUCGCCCGUCACGGCGCUGAGCGAGGACUCCUCCCGGGAGCUGCGGCACUUCGACAACAGCGUGCUGCAGCUGCAGGAACAGGAGGAGGCGGAGUCUCCAGCGGGGUGUGGCAGCGGGGACGAGGACGGGCGGGGCGAGGAGGACUGCCCCGCCGCCGAGCGGGGCGGGGGCGGCCCCCCCCGCGGCCACCCCCACGACGACAUCAAGCUGCACUUCCAGAGGGCUGGACAGGGCGGCGGCUUCCUGGAGGGGCUGCUGGGAUGCCUGAGGCCCGUGUGGAACAUCAUCGGGAAGACCUACUCCACCGACUACAAGCUGCAGCAGCAGGACCAAUGGGAGGUCCCGUUCGAGGAGAUCUCAGAGCUGCAGUGGCUGGGGAGCGGGGCGCAAGGCGCCGUCUUCCUGGGCAAGUUCCACUCUGAGGAGGUGGCCAUCAAAAAGGUCAGAGAGCAGAAGGAGACGGACAUCAAGCACCUGCGCAAACUCAGGCACCCCAACAUCAUCGGCUUCAAGGGUGUGUGCACCCAGGCCCCGUGCUACUGCAUCAUCAUGGAAUACUGCGCCCAGGGCCAGCUGUACGAGGUGCUGAGGGCGGGACGCAAGAUCACCCCCCGCCUGCUGGUGGACUGGGCCUCAGGCAUCGCCAGCGGCAUGAACUACCUGCACCUCCACAAGAUCAUCCACCGCGACCUCAAAUCCCCCAACGUGUUGGUCACUCACAACGACUAUGUGAAAAUCUCGGACUUCGGGACGUCCAAGGAGCUCAGCGACAAGAGCACCAAGAUGUCGUUUGCGGGGACGGUGGCCUGGAUGGCCCCUGAAGUGAUCCGGAACGAGCCUGUAUCCGAAAAGGUGGACAUCUGGUCCUUCGGUGUGGUGCUGUGGGAGCUGCUGACGGGAGAGAUCCCCUAUAAAGACGUGGACUCCUCCGCCAUCAUCUGGGGCGUGGGCAGCAACAGCCUGCACCUGCCCGUGCCCUCCACCUGCCCCGACGGCUUCAAGAUCCUCAUGAAGCAGACAUGGCAGGGGAAGCCCAGGAACAGGCCCUCCUUCCGGCAGAUUCUGCUGCACUUGGACAUCGCCUCGGCCGAUGUGUUGGGCACCCCGCAGGAGACAUACUUUAAGUCCCAGGCGGAGUGGAGGGAGGAAGUGAAGAAGCACUUUGAGAAGAUAAAAAGCGAGGGCACCUGCAUCCACCGGCUGGACGAGGAGCUGAUCCGCCGGCGGAGAGACGAGCUCAGGCAUGCCUUGGACAUCCGGGAGCACUACGAGCGGAAGCUGGAGAGAGCCAACAACCUGUACAUGGAGCUGAGCGCCAUCAUGCUGCAGCUGGAGGUUCGAGAGAAGGAGCUCAUGAAGAGAGAGCAGGCGGUGGAGAAGAAGUAUCCUGGGACGUACAAGCGGCAUCUGGUGCGGCCCAUCGUCAGGCCCAAUGCUGUGGAGAAGCUCAUCAGGAAGAAGGGCAGCGUUUCCCACAAGCCCACAGUGCAAGCGCCGAAAAGACCGGACCUGCUCCGCUCUGACGGGAUCCCCAGCAUGGAGGUUCUCCCCUCACCCUCGCCCCUCUCCGGGAGCCCCAAAGUGUCCACACCCCCCGGGAAAGUCCGGUACCGCAGCAAGCCGCGGCACCGGCGCACCAACAGCAAGGGCAGCCACAGCGAUUUCCCAGGAGUCCUCAGGAGCGCAGUGGGGGCCGAGGAGGAGCAGCCUCACUCCCGACACCCCCACCCCCACCACCACCACCACCACCCUCAUCCACCAGAGGGCGCCCUCCUCCCACUGCAGGGCCGCGAGAAUGCCGUCGCCAACUGCGCCAACAACCUGCGCUACUUCGGCCCCGCCGCCGCCCUGCGCAGCCCGCAGACCGACCACCUGCAGCGCCGCCUCUCAGGCCCCGGACCCGACCUCAUCUCCACGACGGCGGAGGCCGACUCGCGCCGCCGCGGCUCCCCCGGGGCCCAGGGCCCCGAGCUGCGCUGCUCCUGCCGCCACGCCCACCCCUUCCCCGGCUGCCCGCGUUGCCAGGAGACGGGCCCCGCCCCCAGCCACCCCGAGCUGCCCCAGUACUCCCUGCUGAGCACAUGCGAGCCCCUGCCGCCGGUUCCCUGCGCCCCCACCCCCGCCCCGGGGAAGGACGCCCUGGACAAGGGGGUGCAGCAGGAGGAGUUUCCUGGCAACCACCUGCCCAAAGGGCUGCCCCACACCAACCGACCGCUCAUGAAGGUCGGUGAUGAGUCAUCGGAGGAGGAAGAGGGGGAGGUGGACAGCGAGGUGGAGUUUCCACGGAGACAGAGACCUCACCGCUGCAUGAGCAGCUUCCAGUCCUACUCCACCUUCAGCUCGGAGAACCUGUCAGGGUCGGACGGGGAGGAGGGGAACACCAGCGACCACUCGCACAGCGGGCCCCUGGACCGUCUGAGCGGCAGCCAGGAGGGCCGUCUGGAUGAGCUGCUGUCCCACACGCCCGACCUCCCCAUCGACAUCUCCACCCAGUCCGACGGGCUCUCUGACAAGGAGUGCGCCGUGCGCCGCGUCAAGACCCAGAUCUCCCUGGGGAAGCUGUGCGCCGAGGAGCACAGCUAUGAGAACCCGCUACGCUUCGGAGAGCUGGACUGCGAUUCCUCCGAGGCUGAGUGUUCGGACAGCACCCUACGAAACAACAAAGCCUGCGGCCCCUCCUCCUGGUGAACCCCCCACUCCG
Megalops cyprinoides (Indo-Pacific tarpon) is the source of this 3257-nucleotide messenger RNA. RefSeq names its product mitogen-activated protein kinase kinase kinase 13 (gene map3k13). The transcript is spliced from 15 exons. Lineage: Eukaryota; Metazoa; Chordata; Actinopteri; Elopiformes; Megalopidae. Gene Ontology annotation, biological process: JNK cascade; protein autophosphorylation. Bases 287 to 3244 code for a protein of 985 amino acids. Gene Ontology annotation, molecular function: ATP binding; JUN kinase kinase kinase activity. The record is from RefSeq and is a predicted model, not a curated record.